Penicillium atrosanguineum is the source of this 969-nucleotide messenger RNA. Its product is annotated as putative FHA domain protein SNIP1. The record is from RefSeq and is a predicted model, not a curated record. Gene Ontology annotation, molecular function: protein binding; mRNA binding. Lineage: Eukaryota; Fungi; Ascomycota; Eurotiomycetes; Eurotiales; Aspergillaceae. Gene Ontology annotation, biological process: mRNA splicing, via spliceosome; maintenance of RNA location. The transcript has a single exon. Bases 1 to 969 code for a protein of 322 amino acids. Gene Ontology annotation, cellular component: nucleus.
AUGGCCGGAUCGGACGCCGAUAUUAAGAAAGAGCGGCGUUCCCCCUCACAAUCCUCGGACCGGAGCCGCAAUCGACGAGACCACCGCGACGACCACCGCUCACGUCGGCGUGACGAUGACCGUCGAAGCUCUCGCCGGGAUAGCCCGCGACGUCGAUCUUCUCGCAGCCCAUCUGGAAGGGAAAGUGGACGAAGAGACCGACACCGAGACCGACGACCUCGAGAGCGCAGAGAGCGAUCUACAAGCUCUGCAGACGAGGGUCGCCGAAGACGCAGACACCGCAGCCACCGCAGCCACCCACACGGUGACGACCGUGAUCGGGAUGGUGAACGGUCAUCAAGAAGGCAUCGGAGCCCACGACGACGAUCUCGCUCCCCUAAACGAUCACCGAGCCCCAAGGCAUUAGAGCGGCGCGGUCCACUUCCUUCACAAAACGAUGCAUUCUCAAAUGAGGUGACGCAGACAUCUGAUGCGCCUCCCCCGGAAAAGGAAAAGGCCAACUUCAAAAACACCGGCCGACUCGCUGCUGAAAGCAAUACUAUUCAAACCGACGAUGGUCAGGGAAUUGUGCUAAAGUACCAUGAGCCUCCGGAGGCGCGCAAACCGCCAGCGAAAGAAGCCUGGCGAAUGUAUGUUUUUAAAGGAGAAGAACUGCUAGAGAUGGUCGAGUUGGGUGAACGCAGCUGCUGGCUGGUCGGCCGCGAGCGCCUGGUUGUCGAUUUCCCGCUUGAUCACCCCAGCUGCUCGAAACAACAUGCCGCUAUCCAGUUUCGCUUCGUGGAGAAGCGCAAUGAAUACGGCGACCGAAUUGGCAAGGUCAAGCCCUACCUGAUUGACCUGGAAAGUGCCAAUGGCUCUACGGUCAAUGGCCAAGCUGCUCCGGCAGGCCGCUAUAUGGAGGUAAUGGACAAGGAUGUGAUCCGGUUUGGAUUGAGCUCUCGCGAGUACGUUCUCAUGCUGCCGACCUGA